AUGCAAGGCCCAUGCGUCCUGCACGGCGGAACAGCGACCACAGCUGUUUCUUUUCAAGCCUGCUUGGAGGCCAUCCGAGAUGCUGCUUUUGAAACCUCAGCAUGUCCUGUCAUCAUCACUCUGGAGAAUUACCUGUCGCAGGAGGGUCAGAGGCCUGGCUUAGGUGCCACCACCACAGAUGCUUUCCUGGCCAUCUCCUGGAGAGCCAUGCGCCGCUACACAGCUGUGCAUUUGGCGAGAAUCUAUCCGGCGGGCUACCGGGUGGACUCAUCCAACUACGACCCGCAGGAUGCGUGGGAUGCUGGCUGCCAGAUGGUUGCUUUGAAUGGACAAAAAAGCAUUUUCUUUCAUCCUCAUGCAGCAUGGCUCAAUGCAGGAAAGUUCAGAGGGAAUGGAGGAUGUGGCUUCGUCCAGAAGCCCCUCCACCUGUUGUCGGACGAUCCACCAAAGCCGAAGAGGCUGCUGAUCACCGUUCUGGGCGGCGAUGGAUGGGAGGCCUUCCGAGACUUCGACCUUCUUGGGCCUCCAGAUUCCUAUGUAUGUGUUGAAAUCGCGGGAGCUUCCUCGGACCGACGACUUGAAAAGACGUCAGUCUAUACUGCCAGGGUGAAGACUGGACCGAAGGCGCAACCUGUGUGGAAACAAUGCUUUGAAUUUGCCAUCACUGACAUGGCCUUGGCGGUCGUCAUGCUCGUUGCUUGGGAUCAAGACGUUGAUUUUGACGAUCUUCUCGGUCAGUAUGCAUUUCCUCUUGCUGAGCUUAAGCCGGGCUGGCGUCGAAGCUGGCUGCAUGCAUGUUGUGUUUUUUUUGAAUUUGUCAGGGUCUUUAGGGUUUUGUGCAAUUGCAGGUGUCAUAUCGAGGGAUGUUGA
Durusdinium trenchii is the source of this 870-nucleotide messenger RNA. The record is from the annotation of a GenBank genome assembly. Lineage: Eukaryota; Dinophyceae; Suessiales; Symbiodiniaceae.